AUGGUGAGGGAUAGAAUGCAGGCCUCUCAGAGUAGGCAGAAGGCAUAUGUAGACCAUAGGAGGAAACCCUUGGAAUUCGCGGCUGAAGAUCACGUAUUCCUGAGGGUGACCCGAAUCACUGCUUUGGCAAACCUCCACCUGGUAUUCCACGUCUCGCAGUUGAGGAAGUACGUCUUUGACCCAUCUCAUGUAUUAGAAGUCGAGGAUGUACAGAUCAGCGAGGAUCUCACUAUGGAAGUACCACCAGUAACUUUGGAGGAUAGCCAACUUGAGGAACGUCGAGGAAAACCACCCCAAUGUUUAAGGGAUGCCCGAAAUCUAAUGGGCCUAAGGGCUGGCCCACAAGGUGUCCAAGGCCCCUAA
Molecule: messenger RNA, 363 nt
Organism: Vigna unguiculata (cowpea)
Lineage: Eukaryota; Viridiplantae; Streptophyta; Magnoliopsida; Fabales; Fabaceae
Source: RefSeq, a predicted model, not a curated record